Messenger RNA from Suillus paluster, 955 nucleotides. RefSeq lists its product as uncharacterized. The transcript is spliced from 2 exons. The coding region runs from base 211 to 765 and encodes 184 amino acids. The record is from RefSeq and is a predicted model, not a curated record. Lineage: Eukaryota; Fungi; Basidiomycota; Agaricomycetes; Boletales; Suillaceae.
CUUGCCUGCAGUGCCCUGAGAUAGCUAUUCGACAGGUAGCCUCCUUGGUAAAGCUGUGUGCUAAACCUAGUUAUCAUGUCUCAGACCAGUGGCCGUGGUACUGGCAUUACCUGACACUCAAAGGCAAUGCUUCCGCCGCCGCCGCCUCCACCGUGGGACAUCGCUUCCACCUGUCUAUAUAAGUGAGACCCUGUCCUUCAACCCUUAUUCAUGUCUACCACAUCCUCCGAGAAAUCCCCCCAGAAGUCGCAUGAGACAGUGAGCAAUUGUCUCACUGAAGUCGGUGCAAAGGACCAGCGUGCCUACGAGCGCGCUAGGCACCAGACUAAGGAGCGGCGGGAGCACGCACAGCUGAAGGAGCGCAAGGAGAGGGCAGCUACAGGAGUGAGAGCAACACCGCCCAAGGAAGGGCACGUAAGCCGUGCUGCCAGGAGGGUCAGCAUGGAGUUCUGGGAUGGCGAUGAGCCUGACUCUGGUCCUCUCACUGGCCUGGGGCGUCCCAUUAAUGUCGCACCAGUGCCGAGGAUCAAGUCUGGUUUCUCCAAGGUGGUGCUUGCGGAUUUCGUGACAUUCAAGACCAAGAAACUAUCCAAAGCACAAGAUGUCGACUUUGAGUUCCUCCCACCCGUCCGUUCUGUCAUUGCUCUUGAUGACUUUGGACACGACAUUGAGAUCGAUGAGCCUUGGGAAUUCAUUUCCCUUGCCCCGGAAUCACCCGCUUGGAAGGGCCUGUCGUACGCUCAGGCCGCUGCUUUGGCCCUUUAGUGCUAUUGUAUUUGACGUUGGACCAGUUCAUAAUACUACACCCAUUACGAUUUAGUUCAUUCAUCUUUUCAUUCAUUACGAACUCACGUUAUACCUUCGAGCUCCGCGUCGUUUCGUCUUGGUCCUCGUUAUAAUUCUACUUAAUGAAUGGGCAGUUUAUUUGGGCUUUGAGAAUCAAUAUAUUGAUGGU